AUGGCAGAGGCUGCAGGUCCGGAGCUGUUCUCAGAGCAGGAGUUAACUUGUUCCAUCUGCCUGGACCUGUUCAAUGAUCCCGUGUCCACACCAUGUGGCCACAACUUCUGUCAGGCUUGUAUCGGUGGUUACUGGGCCUCUAGUCCGGUCUGCACAUGUCCUCUGUGCAAGCGUCAGUUCGAUGAGCGUCCACAGCUGAGCAUCAACAAAGUCUUCGCUCUCAUCGCAGAUAAAUACAAACUUGCUCGUUAUGGCGCCGCAGGUUUACCACCACCACCACUCGGUAACGGGACGCCAGGUUCCAUGGCAAUGUUUGCAGACACUGGGAGCACUAACCCGUUUGUGUCGGUGGCGGCAGCUGGUGAGGAGGUGGUGUGGUGUGAUGUGUGCACAGGUGUUAAACAGCCAGCCGUCAGCUCCUGCCUCACCUGCACCGCCUCAUACUGCACUGAGCAUGUGCAGCCGCAUCACACCACACCGUUCUACGCCAAACACCCCCUGAUGGACCCCCAGGAGGCCCUGAGGGGCCGCACCUGCUCCAUGCACCGCCGCCUGCUGGAGGUGUACUGCAGGACAUGUCAGCGCUGCAUCUGUGCCAUCUGUGUCCUGGAGGAACAUCGUACGCACAAAACUGUCUCGGUCCAAACCGAGAGACUUGGCAAACAGAAACAGGUGGCGAGAACAGAACAGGAGAUCCUGAACCGGAUCAAAGAGAAGGAGAUCCGAGUGACUGAGCUGAAGAGGAAACUGGAGGGAGUCCAGAACUACGCAGACAGAGAGCGUGGUGAGGUUGAACACCUGCUGGACGAAGUCUCCGCCUCCCUGGACAGGAUUCGGUCUCAGGUGGUGGGCGGGAUCCAGAACCAGCUGGACGCCGUGAUGUCAAAGGGGGAGGGGCUGGUGAACCGUCUGGAGGCGGAGCUUGAACAGCUGACGGACAGGAGGGCCACGCUGGAGGUGCAGGCCAUCAGUCAAGAUCACAUCGGGUUCCUGCAGAGUUUUGAGGAGGCCACAGCUCCUCUGUCCGAUGAGCAGCAGGAGGAGGUGGACGAGCAGUCAGAGUUCCAGCUUCACUUCCAUCUGGGAGACGUAAAGAGCAGUUUGUCCGAAGUCAAAGACAAGAUGGACGACAUCCGCAUGGGGGAGGUUCGCUCCCGGGGCUCCAGAGGCUCUUUUUCGUCAGGUGACCUGAUGGCGGCAGAGAGCAUGCUCAGUCUGAGAGGAAGCUCAGCCAGUCUGAGGAAGAGUCAGUGGUCUCUGAAAGAUCUGAAGAAGCACAAACAGGUGUCAGGACACAAGAAGGCUCGAGUCUACAUGGAGGACGUGACGUUGAAUCCGGUGACGGCGUAUCCUUUCCUGAUCCUGUCUGAGGACAGGAAGCAGGUGAAGAGAGGAGAGAAGCUGCAGUUCUACAGAAACAGCCAGCAGAGGUUUGACGUCUGGUCCUGCGUCAUCGCCAAGGAGGGCUUCAGCACCGGACGCCACUACUGGGAGGUGUUUGUGGGCGAGAGUAAGGAUUGGAAGCUGGGCGUGGUCACCGAGUCUGCUCAGAGGAAAGGUCUGUUCGACAUGAGUCCCAGUAACGGAUACUACGCUCUCUGGUGGAGCGGCAGCCAUCUGCGAGCGCUCACCACACCGCCUCUAACCAAGGUGAAGAGUCCUCCAAAGCUGCGACAGGUGGGCAUCUUCCUGGACGUGGACGAGGGUCAGGUGUCCUUCUACAACAUCAAGUCGGGCUCAGAGAUCUACAGCUUCAACGGAUCCUCCGAGUUCACCGAGAGGAUGUUUCCUCUGCUGGGCACCGGAGACAAGGAGGUUCCUCUGAUCCUCAUGACCACACAGCACCACCUGGCCUGAGGAACUGGACCAGGACCACAAGGUCAUACCGGAGUACAGGAUGGAUGGUGGGAGGAGGAAGAGGAAGGAGGCUGAUGAAGCACGAGGAUGUGUUUUGACAGAAACUGAAUCUCACCGUGACAUAAAAACAAUCCUCAGUUUCUGUUGGUCAAGAAAAAAACGUCUCCUUUUCACACAGCAAAAUAUUUUUCCCGUUAUUACCCUGAAUGUUCAUGAACGUGGCAGAGGGAAAAUUUUGUGAUAUAAAAACAGCAAACAAUUACUAUCAGUUUGCCCAUCUUACUGACACUGUUUAUAGUUUACAGUUUAACCUCUAACAUGUGAGAAAACAGUGAAGAUCAUGUUUUUAUGUGUUUUUUUUCCGUCACAAAACCAAACAGACCAAACCAAAAAUGUGUAAAUUUUUAGGCAGUAUUUGUCAGCUCUGCAUACUAAUUAUCUGUCAAUCGUUAAUCAAAAAUCACUGCAGCUCUAAUAAAAAGAAGCAAUGUGCUGUAACAAUACGUGUAAAUAUGGUAAUAGCAAGAAAGUAAUGUAUUAAUGUCAUGAAAAGUAUCUUAAUAUAACAUUAAAAGUUUGGUUUUAAAAGAUAAAAUGAACAAAAGGUUUCAUGUGGAAGAAAAAAAAUACUUGUGAAAGCUAAAAUCAGCUCCUCGCUAAAACUGAGCAAGCAAACCUGCUUUUUUGUAAAUGAACACUGAACUUGUGUAAAAAAUAUUUAGUAUUUAUAGAGAGACAAUGAGUGUCUAUGCCUUCUGCCAAAAAAAAAGUUAUGUUAAGAAUAUAAAUAUAAUAAUUAUGGGGAAAUAUUUGGACUUACUCUUUCAAAAACUGAGAUUAAAUCGUGCUAUUUCAAACUCAUAACAUGCUAAAAGAAUCUUCAGUCACAACUAUUAGAUAACAGCAAAACUUUUACAUUGAAACAGAAAUAUUACAUCAAAACAUUCAAUGUACUUUCUCAAAGUUUUGAUUUAAUGUUCUCAUAAAUCCUGCAAAGUUCCAAUUUAUUGUUUUCGUCAACAAUUCUUUUGUCUCUUGGCACAAAAAGGCCUCUGUAGUUUUUCCCAUUCACUUCAAUACAGUCAAAGUCUGACCACAGCACCGUCUAGUGGACACGAGAGGAACUGCAGCUGGAUUUACAGGUUUCACCAUCAGAGGCUUUGAGUCAGAAGAUUCAUCGGUGAUUGUUCUCAACACAUAAAAUUGAUUGUUAAAAUGUUUCAUACAAUAAAAACAAAGUAUUUGCAGCGUCUCUGAGGUUGGAUUAAACACAGUUGUCACUUUGGGGAACUAACAACCAUUUUGGUGGUAAAGCUCAUUACAAUUUUCAUUGCAGUUUUUACUGUGUUUUUCUAUAGACUGUACAGUGUAAAGAAUGGUCAGAAAUGGAAACAAAAGCAAUAAAAGCAAAAUUAUUAAAUAAUGUGAAUCU
This is a messenger RNA of Stegastes partitus (bicolor damselfish), 3289 nucleotides long. RefSeq names its product bloodthirsty-related gene family, member 30 (gene btr30). Gene Ontology annotation, molecular function: protein binding; zinc ion binding. Lineage: Eukaryota; Metazoa; Chordata; Actinopteri; Pomacentridae. The transcript has 12 exons. The record is from RefSeq and is a predicted model, not a curated record. Bases 1 to 1857 code for a protein of 618 amino acids.